This is a messenger RNA of Lotus japonicus, 615 nucleotides long. Its product is annotated as protein RKD4-like. The record is from RefSeq and is a predicted model, not a curated record. Gene Ontology annotation, molecular function: DNA-binding transcription factor activity. Bases 1 to 615 code for a protein of 204 amino acids. The transcript has 3 exons. Lineage: Eukaryota; Viridiplantae; Streptophyta; Magnoliopsida; Fabales; Fabaceae.
AUGGCCAACUUCACAGAGCUAGAUGAUCAUGGCCUCAACUGUUGCAAUGUUCAACAAACCGAGACCGACAAAAUCAUGGAUAUUUCGCUGCCAUCGGAGACGGAGAGUUUCUACGAGCUGCUUUACCAACACAGCAACCAACUUUGCUUCAGUGAUCAGUUCGAAGAUUUUGAAAAUAUCAGCCACCAUUUCAACCUUCCAGCUAGCAGCAGAAAGAAGAAAGAGAAACAGGAGGAGAAACCCGGUAGCAAAAGAAGGAAGAAGAAGAAUUCUUCAUGUGUCUUGGAAUUUGAUGAAAUCAAAAAGCAUUUUGGGGUGAAGAUAACACAGGCAGCGAAGGAAAUGAAUGUUGGGUUGACCCUCCUCAAGAGAAGGUGCAGAGAGCUCAAUAUUGUGAGGUGGCCACACAGACAACUCAAGAGCUUGAAGUCAGUCAUCGAAAAUGUCAAGGAAUUGGGACUGGAAGAUGAGAUUGCGAAGUUGGAGAAGCACAAAAGCAUGUUGGAGAGAAUACCAGGAAUGAAGCUGAGUGAGGAAACAAAGAAACUGAGACAAUAUUGUUUUAAAGCUAAUUACAACAGGAGGAGGAGGAGAAAGCAGAACACACAAGGCUAA